This is a messenger RNA of Periophthalmus magnuspinnatus, 4329 nucleotides long. It is a transcript of the gene sergef, whose product is annotated as secretion regulating guanine nucleotide exchange factor. The record is from RefSeq and is a predicted model, not a curated record. Lineage: Eukaryota; Metazoa; Chordata; Actinopteri; Gobiiformes; Gobiidae. The coding region runs from base 33 to 1229 and encodes 398 amino acids. The transcript has 11 exons.
AAUUCGGAGUACUGUUUGUUGGCAGGUCCUCCAUGGAAACGAGCUCAGUUGUGAAGUUUUGUUUAUAUACGUGGGGAGCCAACAGUUACGGUCAACUAGGACAGGGACAUGUGGAGGACCAGUCCCUGCCACAGCCGGCAGAAACCACCGCCUUCCAAGUCCAGUCUGUCCGGACGCUAAGCGGAGGAGGCGGGCACUCGGUAGUGGUCACCGGAAACGGUGAAGUCUUUGUAUGUGGGCAGAAUAACAAAAGACAACUCGGUCUUGGACAUACCCUGAAUGUCUACACUCUUGAGCUCUGUCCUAGUCUGAGGCAGAAAAUCACAAAUGUUUCCUGUGGUUGGGAUUUUACACUUCUUCUUUCUGACACUGGUCAACUACUGGCAUGUGGAUCCAACACAUUUGGACAACUGGGCAUCGGAGAGACUGUCCAACAUUCAUCAAAUUGGCUUAUUGUGCAGAGUAUAAAGGAACGCAUAGUGAGUGCAGCAGCAGGACUUAGACACUCACUCGCUGUAACAGGCUCAGGUUCUGUAUAUCAGUGGGGAACUGGUCUUUGCAGUCAUGCUAAAAGAGUCUUCACUGUCAGUGCUGUACCAUCACAUUUCAGUAGCAAGCUUCCUUGUCUGGUACCAGGUUUGGCAGAGAAGAAUCCAUGUAUGGUAGCUGCAGGAAUGGUACAUUGUUUAUAUCUUACAGAGGAUGGUGAGUUGUUUAUGUGGGGAAGCAACAAGCAUGGUCAGCUGACAUCCUCAGAUCCUUUUGUUUCCUCACCCAUCUCCCUGAAGCGCUGCCUUUUGGGUGGAGAAAAAAUAACCAGUGUUUGGAGUGGAUGGACGCAUAAUGUGGCUCAAACAGAAUCUGGGAGAGUGUUCACAUGGGGCAGAGGAAUUUAUGGACAGCUGGGCCACACGGUAUCAGCCAAUCAGAACUCAAAACUGUUGUCACAUGAUCCUAUGGCAGAAGGUGGCAGCCAGGAGGCCUGCCUCCCUGCAGAGGUCAAAGUGCUUAGAGGGGCCACACAGAUUGCCUGUGGAUCUGAACACAACCUUGCAAUUGUUGGGAGCAGUCUUUUCUCCUGGGGUUGGAACGAACAUGGGAUGUGCGGAGACGGGUCACACACUGAUGCUCUAAAACCAUGUCUCAUCCCAGGGCUCCACCCGCUCCUCAUUGGCUGCGGAGCUGGACACUCUUUGGCGCUGUGUACUGCGACAACUCCAUCUCAGUAACAUCCAGUUAACCGAGUUUGAAGGAUUUCACAACACUGAAUGUUGAUUUACUACAUACAGUAGUAAUAUGUGCCUUUUAUCAAAUUGCCCAUCCCACGUCAACUUUCAACUCCUCUGAACCUUUUGCAAAGGUCACACAUUAAAUUGCAUUCGCCAUAAACGGUGUCAUGUUGAUGGACACCAGUUGAAAUAUGUUUUCUUUGAAGUGAAGCUAUACUUUUUCUACUGGCACAUCACCUUGAUGGACAUGAUUAGAGGUGAUAGCUUUGCUGAACCUGGUGGCUGCGCCUAUAGCGAUAUAUGGUAUCGGACAACUUGCUUUCAUGAAUGAAGCCGUUAUGGCGCAUUGACGUGUGGGCUCCGCUUGUGUUCUUUUAUAACCGAUGUUGUGUCCAUGCUUUCAAUUAAACACAUUAAAGAGCAUUCAGUUAAUGCCAGUAAUGAUUUACUGUUUAAGCAUAAAAAAGUAGCCUUUAUUUUUUCCACUGCCCUCUUCUUGUGUAUUUUUAUCACACACAUUUGUGUGUCUUAUUUGUCACAUUUUCAUGUUUGACUAAUUCUACUACUUGAUAGACUGCCAGAAUAUCUCACUUGCUUGUUGAACCUUUAAUACAAGAUCACACAAUUGUAUAUGUCUAAAAACGGUUUGCUCUAGAACUGAAAUGGAGAAAAAAAGCUUUUGGUUAUUUUGCUUCCCAAAAAUUGAAUGUAUUUCAUGUGCAUGCUAAAUUGGAUACCACAAAUGUAGUUUAAUAAUUUGUUGACAAACAUUAUACUCACAUGUGCACCCAUUUUUUAUGUUUUAAAUGAACUUUUAUUUUUGUUGUUGUUUUUUUGUGUGCCCAUGAAAUGGAGAGUCGGAGUGCUCAAAUUGAGCUCUCACUAUAUAAAGAAAUGAAAACUGAAAAAUAUGUCUUUAUCUUGGACUUUUUACCCCUCUAAAUAUUUAUAAGCUGUUGGUGUCUGCAGUGCAGCACCUGGAGAUCAGUGGCAGGCUUGGGGCCAGUACAUGGUCAAGGGCAAUGUAAGCUCAUGAUUUAAUGAGCCUAAUAUGCCUUUUAAACAAUUUUCAUGGCAAUGCAAUUUAAUUAUAGAAUUAUAAAUAUCAUUGAAUUAAUGCACCUGUGUUAUUUAAACGAUAUAAAAAUGUGUACUUCGUAGUAAAAAAAAAAGGACGCGCUGAAAAAUAAUAAUUUGUGUUCUUUUAUUUGAUCACUAUUUUAUUGUACAAUCUGAACUGUAUUAUCACAAAAAAAAAAUCCCUAAACAACAAACCAAUCAGAACGAUUACUGAACACCUUUAUUAGGAUGAGUAACCACAAAAUGCACGGUGUCCACCAUAAUCUGAAUUCUCACUAAAUGGCACACGGUAGUUGCCUCUUUGUUGCAUUAUUGAAUCCAGUCAUAAACUGAUACAUCUCUCUUAUUGAUAUCACUUUGUACUCAGAUCUUGUUGUACCUGACCAGUUUUCAGAGUGUUGGCAGUGAGUUUGCAGUUAUUUGGAAAAAGUUGGUCCCUUUUCACUUUUCCACCUUUUUCUAACAUUUUCUUCAAAAGGUUAACCUUGUAAUCUUGAUGAAUGUUCACUGCUGCCUUAAACUGCUGAUAAGAGAGAUUUUAUAUGCACUGUACUGCUAUUCACAUCCAAAACUGAGUUUUUGAUGGCUGAAACCAAUAGCUAGUUUAAAAUAAAAAAAUUACCACAAUCUGUUGGCAAUAAUAUUUUAACAUAGGCACUUUUCAAGUAUGAAUAUGGAGUUUUGGCAAUUCUUAGUAUUGCAUACUAAAAUAUCAAUUGGCUAUAAACAAAACAUAAAUGUAUUUUCAAAAUGAUUGUCAAUUAAAAUGUAUUACUAAGUAAUCAUGUCAUAGCAGUAUUGUUAGAUAUGUCAAGAUUCAAAGAACAUUGAAUAUCUAUAAUCUAAAUAAUUUAAAAUAAAACGUUUUCAAAAUGUUACAACAAAUACCCCUUAAAUGCACCAUCUGCUUACUUAACUCUUAAGUGCAAGAGUGGUGCUUUUUAAGCCUAUAUGUUAAAACAUGAGCCGUAGUGGGUGUGUCUCACAUCGUCUGAAACAUGCUAAAGGAACGUUAAAAGUCCGUUGGUGCAAAGUAGUGCAAAUGUCUAUUGACAUUGUAUACAAAGAUGUGACCAUGACAAGUUAAUGUUGGUUUCAUCUGCAUCAUUUGGCCAACAUGACAAGUGUAAGGUUUUUGCCUGAACGGGUAGUUAAAUCGGAGCAACAUUUUUUUUUUGUUAAACAAAAAGCACACAAAUAUCUGAUGAUCACUCAAAACAUUAGUACACACAACUUGAACACACCAAAGCGUAUUUACACCACUGGCACACACCAAAAAUAGCCACACAAAAUACAACACAGUAACCAUCACAGAUACUGAGCUACAGAAGGCUUGACAACAAAACUCUGAGUGCUACAUCUAUGCUGAGUUUGUGAUGUACAGGUUGUCACUGUCACACCCAUUUAAAAAUGCUAAUACACAGAACAAUGCUACAGCACUAUCAGGUGGGAGAUGGGCCAUUAUGGGUCAUACACAUAGUGGUUGGUACACCAUGGUUCAUAACACAAACUGAUUCUGUUGGUUGUCUGCUCCGGUGCUGUCGCUGCGUCUCUAUAAACAUAUAAAAAUAAUAACACAAAUUAUUACACAAAUUAUGUUGAAAUGGUGGGAAAAUGGAAUGAUGACUACCUCCUGAGGCGCAGGCAGAGGUAUAAUGACACUAGCUUUGACAGUAAAGAAAAUGUGCUCCGUCAGUCUUCAUGGUAAAUGCUAAAUUUACCAUGUACUUCCCAUGCUUUAGCCAAGACACCAGACAAAGAUCAUUUUGGUUGAUUUGGGGUCGGUUAAUAAUCAUGCCCAUAUCAUGCUGCGUCUUACAGGUUGAUGUUCAGUCAUUGUCAUGCGUUGAUCUACUUUGCAUCAUGCUCUCAGUCACCUGGAAUAUUCUCCUCUGUUAAAUUUUUACCCCAACACAGGGAAACAUAAGGUCAAACAGCAGUUAAAUGCACUAAUCAAAUGCUGGCAAAAAAAACAAAAACAUGUAUGUAUGUCAUUGAAUAAAAACGGAGUCUAAACAAU